Messenger RNA from Ramularia collo-cygni, 591 nucleotides. RefSeq names its product related to N-acetyltransferase 5. Bases 1 to 591 code for a protein of 196 amino acids. NCBI's taxonomy places the organism in Eukaryota, Fungi, Ascomycota, Dothideomycetes, Mycosphaerellales, Mycosphaerellaceae. Gene Ontology annotation, molecular function: protein-N-terminal amino-acid acetyltransferase activity. Gene Ontology annotation, cellular component: NatB complex. The transcript is spliced from 3 exons. Gene Ontology annotation, biological process: N-terminal peptidyl-methionine acetylation. The record is from RefSeq and is a predicted model, not a curated record.
AUGUCAUCCAUCCGGCCCAUGACGCCGCUUGACCUGCUGAAGUUCAAUCCAUGCAAUCUGGAUCACCUCACAGAAACCUACAAUAUUGGUUUCUAUCUAGAUUACUUCCGCCAAUGGCCAAAGCUAUGCAAAGUCAUCGAGGGACCCAACGGCCAGAUCGAAGCGUACAUUCUGGGAAAAGUGGAAUCAUCACCAACACCUGCCCCCAUAGAGCCAUAUGAUCCUGCCAUGAAUCUCUAUAGGAAAGGAAAGUUUUCGAAUUAUCUCCCAUGGCACGCGCACAUUACUUGUUUGACUGUUGCGCCUGCAGCCAGAAGGCUGGGAUAUGCGACGAAGCUGAGCGAGGCGAUUGAAAAAGCUGGGGACGAGGCGAAUGCGUGGUUCGUCGAUCUUUUUGUAAGGGUGGAGAAUGAGGCUGCUAUCAGGCUUUAUGAGAAGAUGGGCUAUUCGGUAUUCCGCAGAAUCACGGACUAUUAUAGUGAUGGUAGUGAUGCGUUCGACAUGCGGAAGCCAUUGAGGCGGGAUAAGGCAAGGAAGACUGUGCGGCCGAAUGGAGAAAACAUCAGGGUCACGCCGGAUCAGGUGUGGUGA